This is a messenger RNA of Magnolia sinica, 3920 nucleotides long. Its product is annotated as pentatricopeptide repeat-containing protein At5g04780, mitochondrial-like. The record is from RefSeq and is a predicted model, not a curated record. Gene Ontology annotation, molecular function: zinc ion binding; protein binding; RNA binding. Lineage: Eukaryota; Viridiplantae; Streptophyta; Magnoliopsida; Magnoliales; Magnoliaceae. Bases 273 to 3158 code for a protein of 961 amino acids. The transcript has a single exon. Gene Ontology annotation, biological process: RNA modification.
ACGUUGGGUGCGGGAGAAGAAAAGGGUCUGUACAUCCAACUACUGAGGGCAUGGAGAGAUGGUGGGCCCCACUUUUCCAGCCAGUGGGAGCCAGGGAGACCAUCCGAAUCAGUAGUCCAGUGGACUACCAAACAAAACCCAUAUCCUAGUUUCCACUGCAUCUCAGCCUCUCCUUCAGCCCUCCAAAAAAAUCAUAAUAAUAAUAAUAAUAUAAUCCAGUCAGCUGAAUCCUAAACUGAAUUUCCAACGGUCGGAACAAACCUACGCCGCCCAUGCUAACGUGCACCACACUGCCCUUUACGCCUCCAACCUCCCUUCAACCAACCCUCCACCAUCUCCUCCAAAAGACCUGCAUUACCCCUCAAGACAUCAGAACCAUCAAAGCAAUCCAUGCACGUGAGCUCCAUGCACGUGAGAAACCAACCCUCCUCUCCCUCCACCUCUACACAAGGGCCGGCCUCAUGCGUGAGGCCCGCUUGCUGUUCGACAGAAUGCCUGACCCAACUCUCGUCUCCUGGACAAUACUCAUGUCGGGCUACGCCCGCCACGGCCCUGCUACCGAGACAAUCGCCAUCUUCCAAAACAUGCUGCAAGACCCGACGGCUGCAUCAUGUAGGCCAGACCCUUUUGUUUUCGCCGUCGUCAUGCGUGCUUGCACGGUUAUUGGAGACCUCAAUGCGGGCCGCGAGCUUCAUUGCCAGAUCAUAAAAACCCAAGCGGCGAUUGAUUUGUUCGUCGAGAAUGCGCUACUGACCAUGUACGCAAGCUGUGGCUCAAUCCGAGAUUCUGUCGCCGUUUUCAACAGAAUCCAACGGCCUGAUUUGGUUACUUGGAGCUCAAUGGUAAGUGGGUAUGUGCAGAACGGGCAUGACGAAGAAGGGCUGAGGCUCUUCUGCCAGAUGGGCGAGGCCGGAAUUCAGCCGGAUGUGUUUGCUCUCUCAAUGGCUAUUGGGGCAUCUGCUCAUCUCAGCUACAGAGACUUUGGGACACAGGUCCACUGCUGUAUAAUCAAGACAGGUUUCAAUUCUCACCUGUUUUUGGAUAACAGUCUGAUGGAAUUUUAUGCAAGAUGUGGGGAUUCUGAUGCAUCGAGACAAGUUUUCGAUGCAAUGCCGGAGCGGAAUUUGGUAUCUUGGAACACAAUCAUCACGGGCCAUGUUCAUAACGUCCAUUACCAUGAAGCUUUGAUGAUUUUCCGGGCGCUGACGGAUGAUGAUUUUGAUUGUGAUGAGUUCACGAUAACAAGCGUUCUUCAGGCGGUUACUGGUUUAGGCUCCCUUGAUCAUGGCAGAGAGAUUCAUGGGUAUGUGAUCAGAGCAGGCCUUGAAUCAAAUGUCUAUGUGAUCAGCUCUCUCCUGGACAUGUACAUCGAAUGCUGCAGCGAGAGUGAGAUUUUGGGUCGAUACAGCAAUGUUCCCAUCAAGCUCUUCGACCACGCGCAGCAAUUCGAUGAGUUCAUAGUGGCGGGCCUUUUGAGAUCGUGUGCGGUGAGAUUGGAUCUAGAGAUGGGGAAGAUGCUCCACUCCUGUGUCAUGAAACUCAAUUUGAAGCAGGACCAUUACAUUAUCAGCUCGCUGAUCAACAUGUAUGCGAAAUGCGGGGCCACAGAAGCAGCCCAAUGGGUGUUUUCGGGGAUCAAAGAUCUGGGCACAGUUCCAUGGUCUGCAAUCAUCACCGGACACUGGCAGAAUGGAUUGUUCGAACAAGUGCUGUGGCUUUUCAGGCAGAUGCAGUUCGACUGCGUCAAAGCGAAUGAAUUUACAUACACUUCUGUUCUUCUAGCUUGCAUUGCUUUGGGUGAUAUCAGAGGGGGAAAAGAGCUGCACUGUAAUAUACUCAGAAAUGGUUACGGUACAACCGCUUCCGUCAUGAACUCCCUCCUUAAGCUGUAUGCAGAAAUUGGGUGUAUGCAACAAGCGCUGAAACUCUCCUCUUCAAUUCCAGAGACCGAAAUCUCAUGGGAUAUAUUGAUUCAAGCUUGCGCAAGGAUUGGAGACAGUGGAAUGGUGCUUAAGCUCUUCCAAAGAAUCCAUCAGUCAGGAUGGGCACUUGAUCACAUCUCUGCCAGUUAUAUCCUCUGUUCGUGUGCAAAUCCGGUGCUUCUGAAUGCGGGAGUCCAGGCACAAGCGUAUCUGACCAAGACGGGGAUUCUGACCGAUCCCAACAUGAGCAAUUCUCUCAUCAAGAUGUACUCAGGCAGUGGUGAGAUCAGGCACUCCGCUAAGGCUUUCAAGAAGAUGCCUGAGAAGAACUCGGCUUCUUGGACGUCAAUGGUGUCUGCAAAUGUGGCACAUGGGCAGCCAUCCCAAGCUCUUGAUCUGUUCAUCCAGAUGCAACGGAAGAGCAAAAUGCCGGAUUCCAACACAUUUGUUUCUGUCCUCAAGGCCUGCGCUCAAACAGGCCUGGUAGGUAAGGCUUUCCGCAUCUUCAAUCUGAUGGAUGGUAAUUACGGUAUUGAACCGUCAGCUGAGCACUACUCAUGCAUGGUCGAUGUUCUGGGCCGCGCCAGGCUGUUUGAAGAUGCAGAAGCAUUCAUUGAAGGCGUCAUCCCAUUCAAUCCAGAUUAUCGAAUUUGGAAGACCCUUCUCUCUUCAUGUAGGAUACAUGGGAAUGUGAAGAUGGCGAAAUAUGCGGCAGAGAAGCUUCUUAAACUGGAACCAAAUAACCAUGCCGCUGGUCUAAUUCUUGAGCAGGUCCUUCUGACCAUUGGGAAGUGGGAUGAUGUAUCAAAGCUCAAAAACAGGAUAAAAUUCAAAAUACCAAGUUCGAGCUGGAUCGAGAUUCGGAAUUUCAUAUACGAGUUCACUUCAAACGAGACUCCGUCAGAAGAGGUUUUGGCCAAAGUGGAUGAAAUUGAGAGGAGGAUGGAGGAGUCGGGAUACAAGGCUGAUAAGAACCAUUGGCUGCACAAUGCAGAAGAGGAAUACAGACAGACGAGAUUCCACCCCCACACCGAGAUCACAGCUCUGGCUUUUGGGCUUGUUCAGUUGCCCGAGGGGAUGCCGAUUCGGAUUCUCAAGAGCAUGCGGAUGUGCGGCGACUGCCACUCUGCUUGCAAAUUCAUUUCGACAUUUGUGGGGCGAGAUGUCGUCAUCAAGGAUUCUUUCAGGUUUCAUCACUUUAGAGGUGGGAAAUGCAGCUGCAAUGAUACAUGGUAGGAUGGGAAAUUACAUAGAUGAAUGUAUUUAAUAGCUGUAAAUCUAGAGCUGUGCACUGCUCAAAUUACUAGCUGCUCUGUUCAGGUGAUUAGUUUUUCAUUUUGGGAGUGUUUGGUCACACGACUCACACCAAAUAUCAUCAAAGUUUGCAAUAUUUUGCACCAGAUUGGAAUGAUUAAUCAUGAAAUAACAUUGAUAUUCAUUGGUUGUUUCUCAUUAUGAAUUGUUUUUGCAGUUGUGGAGCUUCCACAAGGUUCAAUUGAUGUUCAUUCUAUCAUAAAAGAGGAAUUAUAUGAUCCCCAAGCGAAGGAUAUGUGUAGUAUCAUCAGGUCCUUAGUUUGUGAAGGUUCCUGUGGUCCAGUGAUCACGGCCAUUGAUAUGAUGGGCCCACAGUGGAUGGAUCAUGCUCCAAAAUGUCCUCGACUGGACAAUCUAACUCUCUAAUUGUGAGUCUGUAAAUAGAAGAUUGAGAAAAUAAAAUGCAGCAAUAGUCCACAUUCAACUGCAAAAAGGUCAAAGAUUGCAUGGCUGAUGUGCCUCAACCAAGAGCUUUUUAUGUGGAGUUGCCAGUCAAUGCUAGGCCCAUGGAUUCACUUGUACAAACAGAAAACCUGAGGAUGCUAUGCAAAUCCUCCUGUCAAGGAUCAUACAUUGUAUUUUAAAAAAAUCAAUAACAUGUAAGGGAGUGUUUGUUUCAAGAAAAAACCAUUGAAAAGAAUAUGAAUUCCCUGAUGUGAUGGUUUACUUUGUUUGAGAAACCAA